Adineta ricciae is the source of this 1596-nucleotide messenger RNA. Lineage: Eukaryota; Metazoa; Rotifera; Eurotatoria; Adinetida; Adinetidae. The record is from the annotation of a GenBank genome assembly.
AUGAUUUCGGCAGUAAAACAUUGGUCUCGUGCCCGGUUNUACAGUUCUUCGAUAAUGAAUCGGUGUGCUUUCAAUUCUGGUGACGAUGAACAACUAAAUCGUGUUUUAGCUGACAUUCCCGGUAAAGAUCCAUCGAUAGAUGAUUGGACAAGAAUCAAAAUAAAAUUACCAGCUGAAAGAUUUAAAAUCUUCGUUCGAUUAAAUCAAACAAAUGGAAUGCUCGCAGUGGACGAUUUUUUAGUUGAUUAUUGUGAUGAACCACGUCCACCACCAUCCAAAACAUUGUUUUCUUGUGAUUUUGAAUCAUCUUGUACCGAACAGCUGAUAUCUCUAUCAAAUUAUCCAUAUCAAUGGUCAGUUGUUCAAGCAAAAGAUGGAAAACGAAAAGAACGUGACGCACCGGCUGUUGAUUAUACGUUUGCAAAUGAAUCAGGACAUUAUAUUUGGUUAAAUAAUUACGAUUUGAUUGAUAAAGGUCGAGUUGGGUAUCUAGCGAUGCGAAAUUCUGUUGAUAUCAAUUCAAAUGAAUCAUUUUGUUUAAAUUUUUAUUAUUAUUUGUAUGGACGGGCAAGAUCAAGUCAUCUUUUUAUUUAUUCGUGGACAAACGAUACAUCAAAUGAAAUACAAAUGAUUUGGCCAAAUCAAAAUUCACAAUCUUUUACAUAUAUCAAGGACCGCUGGAGUUGGGCAAUUGUCAAUUUACCAAUUGGUAGUUACACAAUUAUGUUUCGAAUGGAUAGUGACGAUAUCAUACAGAGUUCAUUUGCUUUGGAUAAUAUUCAAAUAAGUUCGUGUUCUUAUCCUCCAAGAGAACUUUCAUCAUACGAUUCAAUUUUAUCUUUUUCAUGCAAUUUUGAUGACUUAACAAUGUGUAACAUGGAAAACACAGAUGAUUUCACUUCACCUUCAUUUAAUUUUACUGUUGAGACUGGGGAAACAAUACCGAGAAAAGAUUUAGGACCUGUUUAUGAUCAUACAAGAAAUUCGUCUACUGGCGGUUUUAUUUAUUGGAAUCAACAAGUACCGUUUCGAUCAGGUGAUACAGGUUUCAUUCGUCCUUGGAAAAAAAUUGAACAAAACUAUGGAAUGUGUAUUCAAUUUGCUUACUACGUUAAGUCAUCAGUAAUGAAUAAAAAUGGAACACAAUUAAUAUUACGAGCAGGUGGAUGUUAUGGGAAAGAGAUGUGGAUUCAAUUGUUAGAUGAUAGUUUCGGAUGGAAAAUUGUCAAAAUACCUGUGGAAAGAUUUGCUUGCAUGGAAAAUUUCUAUUUUCGUGUUAGACAGAUCGAACCGGUUCAAGUUUCAAUUGCGUUUGAUGAUAUUCGAAUUGCGCAAUGUUCUUCAUUCGAUCCAACAACAACAACCACCACCACAUCAUCUACUACUACAGCAACAACAACAACACCAGCGAUGACGACGACGGCGAUUACACAAAUUACAACAACAAGUGCCAUCACGACCACUUCAACAACUCAAACUACUUCAUUUUCAUCGACUUCUAGUGAAACAACAACACCAACAAGCAAUGCUCUACAAUUAGUAUCUAUACAAAAUAUUUACUUGAUUAGUUUAUGCAUUUUUCAAAUAAUGUCUUAA